Molecule: messenger RNA, 901 nt
Organism: Ornithodoros turicata
Lineage: Eukaryota; Metazoa; Arthropoda; Arachnida; Ixodida; Argasidae
Exons: 3
Coding region: 77-871 (264 amino acids)
Source: RefSeq, a predicted model, not a curated record
GACACUUUUGACGAAGAAGAAGAGGAAGAAUCCUCACGUUCCGAACCACCGUAACCGAACUCCUGGAAGAGCAGCGAUGCCGAAUGAUGUCCGAAAGUCGAAGCCCGUCAAGGCAGCGAAAAAGAAACAUGACUCGGAAUCACCAAAGCGGCCCGCGGGAGACACCCACGGCAGGAAACCCGCCGUCAGCCGUCCCGGGAGCCCAGAGAGACCCAAGAAACUGUUGGACAAAGCAAAUCUUCACCCACACCUAUACCGGUAUUCGCGGUCCAUUUCGUCACCGUGGGCACAACCUGCUACAGCGGCCCCGAGUGCUGUUCCUUCCCCGGUUAACCAAACAGUCUUCCUAUAUCCUGGAGCAGUCAGUCGCCCCGUUUCACCAGAUAGAACUGAAGGGUUUCUGCACGAAAAAAAGCGCCCAGAUGCUCCUCACGUUACCCGUCCGUAUCGUGGAGCCCCCGAGACAGCGCGUCGACAAAGCGUCGUACCUCUUACCGAGCUUCCGAAACGCCCCCACGCGGUGUGGAAGAAACAGGAUGACAAAGGUGCAAAGCGCUGGAGAGCCUUUGGAGAGAAGGCGCAACCAGCAGAAACGGAACUCCCCGCGCCCGCCCCAGCACAAGCGGAAGCCCAACGUAGAAAAGUGGGCGCUGCGCGGCCACGCAAACAGAAUACGUGUUGUCCAGAGACCAACCAAGAAGCCCUCUGCAUUGCCGCCUUCUUCAUUCUGCAAACUGUCGGCAUCACAUUAAUCAUCUACUAUAUAACCGCAGUGUUGGAGAGAGAAACCACCACAGAGGGAAGCGCAGACGGAUCGUACGACGAUAUGUUCGGGAGUUCGGCAUACGACGCUGAGCGAAUGAUUGAUUGAUUUAUGCCACUAAAUUUCAUGCGUCGUCAA